Lottia gigantea (owl limpet) is the source of this 1708-nucleotide messenger RNA. RefSeq lists its product as hypothetical. The transcript is spliced from 3 exons. Lineage: Eukaryota; Metazoa; Mollusca; Gastropoda; Lottiidae. The coding region runs from base 1 to 774 and encodes 257 amino acids. The record is from RefSeq and is a predicted model, not a curated record. Gene Ontology annotation, biological process: regulation of transcription by RNA polymerase II; DNA-templated transcription. Gene Ontology annotation, molecular function: DNA-binding transcription factor activity, RNA polymerase II-specific; RNA polymerase II cis-regulatory region sequence-specific DNA binding.
AUGCAGGGUGAAGAAAUUAGUUUGGUUCCCUCUGGGGAUUACUUAAUUCCAAAAGAUCUCAACGAACUCGUCGAUUGGUUGGACAUUAAAGAACAGGGACAAAAAGAGUUUGGUACAAAAACAUCUGGACAUGGUUUUGCUAGUGACAAACGUAAUGUUACUGGCAACGACUCGGCUACUGAUUUGUUAAAAGCUAUUGAUAAUGGUUCAGAUAUUCUGACCAUGGACGUGGAUUAUUUCAACCCUUUUGCUGAAAUGGAUCCAUUUGCUGAUGCUAGUCUAGAUAGCUUUGUUGAUUUAUCUGAAUACCUGAUGGAGAAGUCAACCCCAACUGUUGAUUUAACUCCUCUUGAUGUAACAGAAGUAACGCCUGACACAGAUAUAUUGAAAUCAGUGGACGAGGGCUCGUCUGUUACAAACAAGAGGACAUGGGAAGAGAUAGUAGAUUUUGUGGAAGAAAAACCAAAUCCUACCAGUCCUGACCAUGAUUACAGUACAAAACGGCCUCGGUUGACUUCUUCAUUAGAAACGGAAUCACCUAACAACCAACCAAGUACAUCAACUCGUGUUGACAAAUACAAAGUACGACGCGAGAAAAAUAACAUAGCUUCAAAGAGAUCUCGGGAAAUUAGGAAAAACAAAUUUAGUGAAAUGGAAGAAAAAGCUCAAAAGUUUGAAGUUGAAAAUGAAGCUAUGCGUGAUAGAAUUAUUGUUUUAGAAGCUUUGGCUAAAGAAAUGAAAGCUACAUUGGUAGCUAGACUUGCUGGAAAAUAAUUUGAUAUAAUAACAUCUUUCAGACAGUUUUGUUUAAAUUUUGGAUGGUUGGAUUAACUUAAUCAUUUUUUUUUUUGCAAUAUCUUUUAGAGAUACAGUAAAUCCAAAAAAAGUUAGAUAUCUAUGAAAUGUAAAAAAAAAAAAAAACAUAAUUAAACUCAGAAAAUGUUGAAAUAGCUAAAAACAAGUUGUUAUAUUUGCAUCAAGUAUAUAGAUCAUAAUAAUAUUUAUUGCAUUUUCAUCAUUUCACUUGGACAAAGGAGGUUUAAUGCCCUUUAUUAACUCAUUUGAAUUUCAUUUCAUCUUAACCCAUGGCCCAGUUUAUGGAGCUCAAUACACGUAUAUGGAAUUAUAUUGUAUAUAUCCGGUGAUAUUUAUAAAACCACAUUGUAUUUUGUAUUUUUACACUAUAUGUAAUUAAUUUAUUUUGAAUACACAUGUACAUGAAACCAAAAUUACCUGCUGGCUUGAGCUGUAUUCUGAAUGCUACGGUUGAAACAAGUAAUAAAUCAGUUUAGUAAAUUUAAUUCAAUAAUUAGAUGAUCUUGACAUGAAUGUACUCCACUAAACCUUCAAAUUUCAUAAUGGGCAAGAAAUUUGGUGAUAAACAUGUAUUUAUUUCAAAUCAUUAUUACAUCUUUAUGAAAUGAUUAUCAUUAAUAUUUAUACUUUAUUUUAUGUGUUCUAUUUGAGUUUUUGUCUAAUGUCAUUGUAGUGCUAAAGAGGAUUUUUUCUAACCAAUUUCAUAUUUUAUAGAUUUUCAUCAUUUUUCUAUAGAUUGUCAUGUUAUUUUCAUAUUUGUUAAAGAAUUUCAUAUUUCUAUAUAAUUGAUUUUGUACUACAUAUGUUACCAAUGUACAAAUAUCAUGAGACAUAUUCAUGUCUGAAUACAUUUUAUGUUGUUGAAUGCCAAUAAAACAUUUUUUUUGUUAAA